AUGAGCUCCAACAACAUCAAGCCCAGUACUGCAACCAAGGCCGGCCAGAGCGCAUACCCAGGAGUUGCGCCAAACAACCAGUCUAUUCUGCUUGAAAAGCUGAAUGUUCGAAGAUCUACACCAGACUCUGAAGCCCUGGCAAGUUCGGACGACGAACCCGACCCUCAUCGACAAGACGCGCAUCGACCACAAGUACAGCCUCAGAAGCCUGUACGUCGUGCUUCUUGGUUGAACGAUACAUCACAAACUACGUUACCCCAUCCGAGGAAAGGUUCAUUUGCGAGCAGUUCUAUGUCACCAACAGCCUCACACCCUAGUACCCCAUCAGCCGAGCCAGGUGCAACCACUUGGGGUUCCCAUACUACAUCUUCGGCGGCGAUGGGAAGAGGACAUCAAGGACCGCCGUCUUUCCCAUGGGGAACAGGCAUUUGGAACACAGAGCGUAAGGAGCCGCCUUCUCGAUUGACCGAAGUCCUCCCUUCGCCGACAUCUACUGUUCCCAGUAAUGCUGGUUUCUUUGGUGAAGAUGGUUCGUUGGCGCAAACCUCGCCCACUCCACGAGAGCAGAAUCCUAACCCACAAAUUCCGUUCGCCAUUCCCUUGCACCCAACCCCCAAGACAUAUCGUUCCCAGUCAUACUCGGUAGGUCAGUUAGACCCGGAUACAACGACGCCGACGAUGCCUACGUCUUCGGUGCUAUCGGGAAGACCGCGUGCUACCCUUGGACACCCUGGAUUGCAGCACAGACCUUCGCGCCCGAGUAUGUUGAGUGAGAUGUCCAGUGAAGGUGCGAUGUUAGGUAAAGUGAAGGAGGUUGAGGAUGAUGAUGAUGAGAGUGCCAGCGACACGGCUCAGGCAUCUCAUCAGCAGCAAAGUGCCGAGGCGAAGACAAUAGAGAUGCUCACUCGGGAGAAUGCUAUGUUGAGACAGCAACAGCAGCAACAGCAAUAUCACAACUCCAGGAUCAGACCCCGUGCAUCAACUGCCGCUACUUACGGAUUAGGUAACGGAUAUGGCGUCCGUGGACCCGUUCCCGAAGAAUCUGACUUCGCGAUUGAUGAACUAGAUGAAGCUGGAGAGGGCCUGGACAGUGCCUCGAAACGAGGAUUAGGAAGGCGCAUGAGCGAAUACGCGUCUGCGUCUGGGGCUUUCCGUUCCCCUUAUCCCCUAGAGAAUAGAAAGCUCGAAAAUGUUAAGAAAGCAUAUUGGCAGAGUUCUUUAGGCUUUGGUGGUUUAACCGAGAUUUCGCAGAGCCGUAGACAUUCGUUUGCCGACGUGCCUACGCGACAAGGAUCAAUCGGUUCUGUUGGCGAGGGUGUUUCCCUUCAUGAUGUAACUUCCGCAGAGGCAGCACAGUCUCAUUCUCAAGACUUUGGCGGAUUCCCCGAGGGCGCAGGCUUUCAAACUGCUGCUAGUCCGGUAUCCUAUUACUCAGGUGGAGGCAACGCUCCUAAUGCACACCAAGCCAUUGCGUCGUCCGCUUAUGGUAAUCCGUACCAGUCAGCCUACGGACUUCCUUCUACCUUUGGUAACCGUCCGCCAUCGCCUCACAGGAGUAUGUACGGAAUGAGCCAGCCCAGACACAACCAACUGCUACAUAUUGUUCUUUUCAAGUGUUCUAGGGCAGAUGUGUUCUACAUACAAGAAGGAACUGGCCUUACGGUUAAACCUGGAGAUCUUGUCAUUGUAGAGGCGGAUCGGGGAACUGAUCUUGGAACCGUGGCUCGUGAUAAUGUGGACUGGCAAACAGCUAAAGAAUUGAAGGAGCACUACGCUGAAGAGCACUACAAAUGGUUGAUGAUGUAUUCCCAAAAUGCCGCGGCCGCUCAGGAAGGGACCGGAGCUGGUUUGAUGGCUGCAUCUAACGGUCUUCAAGGCAGCGCAAUUGGUGGAAUGGGACCACCAAGCCAGCAUCACAUGCAAGAACCAAAUGCGGGCGAACUUAAACCGAAGCUCAUUAAACGCCUGGCACAGAGUCACGAGAUUCACAACCUUCGAGAUAAAGAAGGAAACGAAGCUAAGGCGAAGCGUAUGUGUAUGCAGAAGGUGAAGGAGCAUGGCCUGAACAUGGAGAUUCUCGAUGCCGAGUUCCAGAUGGAUUGGAAGAAAUUAACCUUUUACUACUUCGCCGACUAG
Messenger RNA from Daldinia childiae, 2136 nucleotides. RefSeq lists its product as uncharacterized. The record is from RefSeq and is a predicted model, not a curated record. Lineage: Eukaryota; Fungi; Ascomycota; Sordariomycetes; Xylariales; Hypoxylaceae. Gene Ontology annotation, cellular component: cytoplasm. The transcript is spliced from 3 exons. The coding region runs from base 1 to 2136 and encodes 711 amino acids.